CUCUCUCUCUCUCUCUCUCUCUCUCUCUCUCUCUCUCUCUCUCUCUCUCUCUCUCUCUCUCUCUCUCUCUCUCUCUCUCAGUGUGAUGUUUGUAUUCUCUGGAUAACGGAAUAUAAUCUUUCCAGCUCCGCAGCAGGAUGUGUGGUAUGACGGUGCUUUUAGAUGAUGGUGGAGGUGAUGAAGACUUUGAUGUGGGUGACGGGAUCCGGAUGCUGCCGCCUCCUCCGGCUCAGUGUGACGGCGGGGUCUGGGGGGCCCGGCGGGGCCGCUGCGGGUGUGUGCUGUGGGCCCUGCUUCUUCUGCUGUGGAACGUCCUGCUGCUGCUGAUGUGUGUGGCGCUGAUGGCCCUGAUCUUCAGCCUGGUUCUGCUGCCUGCCGCCCUGCUGCUGUACGACGGCUUCUUGUGCCAUUCAAGGGUCGUGGCUUCCCAGGCUGCUCUUUGUCACUAUCUUGAUGACAACAGUUGCUCUGCCCUCAUCAUCCUGGGUUUUGUCAUGAUGUCUCCGCUGGUCGUGGUUGCUGCGGCAACGUUCUGCGCUCUCCUGAGGCGGCUCCACCUUCUCUUAUAUUUUCAGCCAAUCACAGAAGCUCGGUACCAAGGGCGGGGCUUGGGCUGGAGGCGGGACAUCCACGCCUGGGUUUGACGGACAGACACACCCACCAUUCUCAGGUCGGCGUCCGGAGUGACCUCCAGCACCAGUAACGCCACAUGCGUCGGAGUAACUGUAACUCGACAGAAACAAUCCUGUAACACGUAUAACGCGAUGUGUGUAACAUAUCCCUGAAUGAACAAAAUGUAACUCUGGAAACGUUUUCAAUCUUUUCACAUGAUUGUGAAAUGGAUGCAAAGUUCAAGAAUAAGUGUUACUGUAAAUUUAAAUGUGUUACCACCAUUACAUUUCACGACGACUUUCUUUCCACACAUGCUAGCGCGCUAAGUCUGUUUGCGUGUGAUAUAUGAUGAUGCUCUGUAUGAAACAAUGUACAGCAGCACUACAGAAAAACAUCUCUCUUCUACAGAAAACCCCAGUGUUACACGUGUAACACAAUUUACGUUUCAGUGGUGUGCGAAUAAGUGUACUAGUCUAGAGACGUGUCGGUAUUUAUACUAGCUGGUCAGCGGUGUGAUUCAAAUGUGCAGAAUUAUGAAUAA
Messenger RNA from Puntigrus tetrazona (Sumatra barb), 1153 nucleotides. It is a transcript of the gene tmem88bl, whose product is annotated as transmembrane protein 88. The record is from RefSeq and is a predicted model, not a curated record. Gene Ontology annotation, molecular function: PDZ domain binding. Gene Ontology annotation, cellular component: plasma membrane. NCBI's taxonomy places the organism in Eukaryota, Metazoa, Chordata, Actinopteri, Cypriniformes, Cyprinidae. The transcript is spliced from 3 exons. The coding region runs from base 138 to 644 and encodes 168 amino acids.